AUGACGAAGGAAGUGAGCGAGGAGGCCGUCCACCAGCGCGGCAAGGACUACGUCGACCCCCCGCCGGCGCCAUUCAUCGGCGCCGGCGAGCUGAAGCUCUGGUCCUUCUACCGCGCCCUCAUCGCCGAGUUCAUCGCCACGCUCCUCUUCCUCUACGUCACCGUCGCCACCGUCAUCGGCCACGUCAAGCUCAGCGGCGCAGACCAGUGCGGCGGCGUCGGCCUCCUUGGCAUCGCCUGGGCCUUUGGUGGCAUGAUCUUCAUCCUCGUCUACUGCACCGCCGGCAUCUCCGGCGGACACAUAAACCCGGCUGUAACCUUCGGUCUGCUCCUGGCGAGGAAGGUGUCGCUGAUCCGCGCGGUGGCGUACAUGGUGGCGCAGUGUCUCGGCGCCGUGUGCGGCGUCGGCUUGGUAAAGGCCAUCAUGAAGAGCCCCUACAACCGCUUCGGCGGCGGCGCCAACUCCGUCUCCCAGGGGUACAACAUCGGCACGGCGCUCGGCGCCGAGAUAAUUGGCACCUUCGUCCUCGUCUACACCGUUUUCUCUGCCACCGAUCCUAAGAGGAGCGCGCGUGACUCCCAUGUCCCGGUUUUGGCCCCACUACCCAUUGGAUUUGCUGUGUUUGUGGUCCAUUUGGCAACAAUUCCGAUCACCGGAACCGGCAUUAAUCCGGCUAGGAGCUUCGGAGCAGCGGUUAUCUACAACAACGAAAAAGUUUGGGAUGACCACUGGAUUUUCUGGGUCGGACCAUUUGUGGGGGCAUUGGCAGCAGCAAUUUAUCAUCAGUUUGUUUUGAGGGCCGCAGCUGUUAAGGCGCUGGGGUCGUUCAGAAGCAACCCAACAAACUGA
Striga hermonthica is the source of this 849-nucleotide messenger RNA. The record is from the annotation of a GenBank genome assembly. NCBI's taxonomy places the organism in Eukaryota, Viridiplantae, Streptophyta, Magnoliopsida, Lamiales, Orobanchaceae.